Molecule: messenger RNA, 333 nt
Organism: Panicum virgatum (switchgrass)
Lineage: Eukaryota; Viridiplantae; Streptophyta; Magnoliopsida; Poales; Poaceae
Product: non-specific lipid transfer protein GPI-anchored 15-like
Exons: 1
Coding region: 1-333 (110 amino acids)
Source: RefSeq, a predicted model, not a curated record
AUGGCUCCUCUUGGCAGAGCAAGAGCGGCGGCGGCGCCUCGGUGGCUCCUGGCCGCGGUCUCGCUGCUCGUUGCGGCGGUGGCGGCAGCGCGGCCCGGCGCCGGAGUGUGCACGUCGGCGCUGGUCAGCCUGUCGCCGUGCGUCGACUACAUGGGCGGCAACGAGGCGACGGCGCUCGCACGGUGCUGCUCGCAGCUCAGGUCCGUGUCGCGGUCGAGACCACAGUGCCUCUGCGCCGCGCUCCGCGUCGACCGGACGCGCGAGCUGAGCCUCACCGCGGCGUGCGGCGUCCAGACAUGGGGACUGCGCGUCGGUUGCAGUGAUCAUCAGUGA